Molecule: messenger RNA, 672 nt
Organism: Octopus sinensis (East Asian common octopus)
Lineage: Eukaryota; Metazoa; Mollusca; Cephalopoda; Octopoda; Octopodidae
Product: venom serine carboxypeptidase-like
Exons: 4
Coding region: 1-672 (223 amino acids)
Biological process (GO): proteolysis
Molecular function (GO): serine-type carboxypeptidase activity
Source: RefSeq, a predicted model, not a curated record
AUGGUUCGAGCCUUCGCUUCGUCUCGAGACAUCGGUCACGAGAAUGUCGUCCGCGUAUACAAUGAGAUUACUCGAACGACCCGUACAAAAAGCUAUUAUUUUCAGAACGGAAACAAAUCAGCACCAAUCUUGGUCUGGCUACAAGGCGGACCGGGAGAGUCGUCGAUGUACGGACUCUUCCUGGAAAACGGUCCCUACUACGUCGAUUCGGAUUAUAAAGGUAAUUUUGAUGAGUUCAUCCACAGUAUGAUGAACUUUGGAACAUAUUUUUACAACAUUGGACUCAUUUUUGACAACCAGAUUUUCCAAUUUGACGAGUAUCGAGAUUUAAUCCGUCAGAGUAUUGACGCAGGAAAAUACCAAGAUGCCACUAACGUUCAUUUUGUCACUAUUUUAACACUGAUCUACAGCGGACAGUUAGACGUCAUUGUCCCAUAUCCAAUGACGUCUUCAUUCCUGAAGAAAAUGGAUUGGGCGGGUCAGGAGGAAUUCCAUUCAGCGCCUCAACAGAUCUGGUACUCACAGGAUAAGACUCGUGUUAAUGGGUAUGUCCGUUCUGCUCGCAAUUUAAAACAAAUUUUGGUGAGAGAUGCUGGUCAUAUGGUCGCCGAAGAUCAGCCAAAAGCCGGUCUGGAAAUGAUAAGAAAUUUUAUUUUUGACAUUAAUUACUAA